AUUGGACCUCGCAUCCUUGUCUCCGCAUCGCUGUGGCGCGUCUCUCUCCAAAAACAUUGAUACAAACAGACACAAGGGCUCAAACUCCACUUCAGAAACUCACUUUUACCACUUUGAUUUUUCAUUUUUCUGCGUGUUUUUUCAUCCUUGCGACCAUCAUUCAUCACCCACCAGCACCUCAGCCAUCCAUCCACACUGGUCCAGACAACUUUUACGCACGAGAACACACCGGAGCACGUGACACUUUCCGGAGCUCUUUUUUUUGUUUUGUUUAAUUAAUCUCUUAUUUAUUUGCCUGCGUGGACUGGCUGUAUCUUUGGAACCGCUCAAUAUGAAAUUGCUCUUGGACUCCUCCUCCUCGCUGCUGUUAUCGCUGCUCUUGGCCCACCUGCCCAUCCUCGCGUCCACGUCCCCUGUCCCCCAGCGCAGACCCACCGAAAUGGAUAAACUCUCCAACCAGACCAAAAACCUCAUGAAACUCACCCAAGAACUGCUGAGGGAGCACGCUUUUGACUCAGAUGUGGAGCCGCACAGGUUCAGAUCUCUGCCCGAAAUGAGCAACAGAUCAGCCAACGACUUCACCAACUUGGAGCUGAAGCCGACCCUCUCCCAGCUUCACGCCGACCUGAAGCUGUACGAGCACCACUUCGAAUGGCUCAACAGAGUGUCCAAGAAGCACCACCACCCUGCUCUGCCCAAACUCAUGGAGAUGAUCAGGGAAAUGAAAUCUCUCAUGAACCUGCUGCAUAAACAGAUGCAGAAAGUUGAGGCUCCAAGGCUGACCCCGGCGACCCCGUCUCUGCCCCCUCACCUGCCGUAUCAUUUCGACGUGUUGCAAUCCACCCACGAGCUCCUGCAACACUUUAAACUGUUUUGCGACUGGGCGUACAGAGCCUUCGUCAGUUUAAAACCCAAACUCUCCGCAAAUACCACACAGUCCCAAUGAUGACUCCCUCUCCACUCGUCCAUAGCACAAAGAGUUAAGUGCAGCUAACGGGACUCAGGACUGGCCCAAAUUGUACUGUAUACUGAAGAAUGUCGAAUGGAUGUGCUACACUGUGCUAUCAACUCAAAUGCACCCGAACUACCAGUUUAAUCACAGACCUUGGGGAUCUUAUUUAUGUAUUUAUUUAUUUAUUUAAUGUUUUAAUCUAAUUUAUUUAAUGUUAUUUAUUGCAUAAUAUUGUAUCGUGUCUCUCUUAUUUCUGGAUUAACGUGAAUUUGGAUGCCCACGAUAUUGUUGACAUAUUUACUUUACUUUACGUAGUUUCGAGUUAAUUACAUUUCUAAAAAAAAAAAAUACUUAAUUUUGUUUGUCUUUUCUUAGGCCUAAAUAUGGUCCAGUAGUUGUAGCAAACUCCCAGCUCCUGUAUUUAUAUUUUUAAGACAACAAUUGUAAUAUUUGAUCAGAUUUGAGUUUUAUCCUUUUCCCUGUGCCAUAUCUUUAAUAACCUGAUGAUGCAUUAAUGUGUUUUAUGACUGAGUUGCAUCAUGAUGAAGUGAAAUACUGAACUUUGUGGUAGGUUGUGUGAUGUGGCCCGAUGUUGAGCACUGAUGGACCUGGAUUCUUUGCACAAACUUGUUGAGAUUGGCCUUUGGCUGAUUUUUAACCUGUGCUUUGGGGUAGAAAAAGUAUUUUUAUGAUAAAUAUUAAGUACACCCAAAGCCUUAAAAUACUAUGUAUUGUGACACUGUUCUGUACAUAUAUGUACAUGAGUGUAAAAUUGCAUUCAGUGCUUUGUGUAAUAUGUUAUUUUCUACAGUGUGUUGUAGAAUUCUUAUCACUAUAAUUUUGAUUAUUCUUUCCAAGUAUUUGUUACAGUAUUUGCUAUUUAUUUGAGAACUUUGGUGGAUCUAUUUAUUUUUGACUGCAGUGGAGCGAGUCUCCGAUCCUUUUGUACUUUUAUACAGUUUUUAUUCUUAUUUACUACCAUCCUGUUUAAAUUAUUAUUGUAACAUCAGAUGCCUCUUCCACACACUGAUUGGCCUUAAUGUGAAAUGUGCCUUGCUGAAAUGAAAUAAAUGAAUGUG
Periophthalmus magnuspinnatus is the source of this 2031-nucleotide messenger RNA. It is a transcript of the gene il11a, whose product is annotated as interleukin 11a. The record is from RefSeq and is a predicted model, not a curated record. Gene Ontology annotation, cellular component: cytoplasm. NCBI's taxonomy places the organism in Eukaryota, Metazoa, Chordata, Actinopteri, Gobiiformes, Gobiidae. The transcript has 5 exons. Gene Ontology annotation, biological process: positive regulation of MAPK cascade; positive regulation of cell population proliferation. Bases 332 to 946 code for a protein of 204 amino acids. Gene Ontology annotation, molecular function: cytokine activity; growth factor activity.